Molecule: messenger RNA, 1266 nt
Organism: Adineta steineri
Lineage: Eukaryota; Metazoa; Rotifera; Eurotatoria; Adinetida; Adinetidae
Source: the annotation of a GenBank genome assembly
AUGGAUAUAAUCGUAGUUGGUGGAAGUCUCGCAGGCCUAUUUGCAGGUUUGGUACUCAAACGCCUUGGUCAUAAUGUUCAUAUCUUAGAACGAAAUCCUACACGUUAUUAUCAAGGUAAUGGAGCUGGUAUAUCCGUAGGCCCUGAACUUCGAGAUUAUAUGGACAAGUUUGACAAAACUGGUCGGAAUUUUAUUAUACCGUCUAUGUUUCGUCGCUAUCUUGAUAUUCAUGGUAACGAAAUACAUCGAGAAGAUUGGAUUCGACCUACGACCAGUUGGGAUUUAAUGUAUUAUAUUCUACGCGCGAAUUUCGAUGGACUCGAAAGUGAGUAUUGUAAAGGAACAGACCAAGCAGGUGGAAAAACAAUUUAUGAUUAUGAUGCAAACGUGAGUGAUAUGAAAGUAGACAAUGAUGGAAUAACUAUAAUUUACGAACAAAAGAAUCAAAAAAAUUCAAUUAAGGCUGAUAUUUUACUCGCAGCAGAUGGAGCAUCGAGUAACAUACGAACGUUACUAAAUCCAUACCUAGAACGAAAAUACGUUGGCUACGUUCUUUGGAGAGGCACAAUUCUUGAAUCAGAAGCAUCGGAAUUACUUGCAUCGUCUUUCGUCGAAUGCUUCACAUUCUUUCAUGCACCUGGUAUACAGUUUUUCUAUUAUUUUAUUCCCGGUAAGAAUGGUGCACUAGAUCAAGGAAAUCGAUUGAUAAAUUGGGGAUGGUACUGCAAUUGUGAAGAUCCAUCAGAAAUACUCACGGAUUGUGAUGGAAAAACGCAUCGUUGGACAUUACCUAUUGGUAAAGUUCAGCUUAAAGUGUGGGAAAAUCAAAAACAAUAUGCGACUCAUAAUCUUCCACCUCAAUUUGCACAGUUAGUUCACAUAACGCAGUCGCCUAUCGUUCAAGUUAUCACUGAUGUUCUUGCACCACAAGCAACUUAUUAUGGUGGUAGAAUCGUGCUACUCGGCGAUGCACUGGCUACAUUUCGACCACAUACUGGUGCUGGCGCGAGUCAAGCUGCAUUUGAUGCUUUACAGCUAUGGGAAAAUAUGAAGAACUGGCAUGAAUGGAUGAAGAAUAAAAGUUCGUAUGAAGAUCUUGUGAUGGAAUUUGCAAGAUAUGGCGUUCAACAUGGGCAAAAAUUGGGUAAUCUAUCUCAAUUUGGACAUUACAAAGUUGAUGGAAAGUUAAAAAUGGGCUUCCUGCCGCCAUUUGAAAAGGCAUUGCAAUCUGAAGAAGAUGAGCUAUUGUAUGAUAAUUCAACUUGA